AUGAAUCUUGCCAAAAACGGCCGCUCAACCAGAUCAUUUAUCAAUGAGGGUCUGUGGAGUGAUUUGCUCUCGAAGACAGCCCCAGGAGACUUCGUAGUUAUCGAGAUGGGCCACAACGACGACCAAGAUCCCACUGUAAAUGAUCGAGGCACCCUCCCAGGUACUGGUGAGAACACUGUCACUGUUACCACUACUGCAGGCAAAACAGAAGUCGUUCACACAUUUGGCUGGUAUCUUCGCAAGAUGAUCGCUGAUGUCAAAGCCAAGGAAGCCACGCCCAUUAUUUCUGGUCUGGUUACCCGUAAUUAUUGGAAUGGGAAUACGUUACAAUCCGCCUGGCCCUUUGCGGAUUACGCUGAGACUGUGGCCAAGGCUGCGGGCGUCGAAUACAUCGACCAUACAAAGUAUUCCGUCGCUUUGUUCCAGGCUAUGGGCCCCACCAAGGCUAAGACUUACUACCCCAACGACCACACGCACACCAAUUGGGAUGGUGCUAAGUUAAAUGCCCAAGACUUCAUCCAAGCUAUCAAAUACAAGUGUGGCGGGACUAGCGUGCUCAAGAAAUACAUCAACUCGGCCGGUAAUGCUGUCAAAAGUCCUCCUCAACAAGCCUGCUAG
Fusarium coffeatum is the source of this 618-nucleotide messenger RNA. RefSeq lists its product as uncharacterized. Gene Ontology annotation, molecular function: hydrolase activity. The coding region runs from base 1 to 618 and encodes 205 amino acids. The record is from RefSeq and is a predicted model, not a curated record. The transcript has a single exon. NCBI's taxonomy places the organism in Eukaryota, Fungi, Ascomycota, Sordariomycetes, Hypocreales, Nectriaceae.